UCUAACGCUAGCUCUAAGGAAGCCCAUAUCAAGAUAAACUGAGGCAUCUCACUACCCUUUCCCGUCAAUCUCUCGAAUGUCCGGCAGUUUGGCCUCUCUCCAUUGUCGACUGCAGUAGCUCAUCGCAAAUCUAUCUCUGCCGACUUUCACUCCUUCCGAUGCUUCAAUUUUUCUGCCGGUCUCUAAACAAACCAUGCAACCGGGUGAUUUCGAUAUUUUAAACUUGUUCUGUAUGGCUAGCAUCUUGAGUUUUAAUCAUUGAAACCAGACGCCGGUGGCUGAGUAGCAAGCCGCAGAUUCACAUACCUCAGUAGACAGUAGCAGUCUAGCAGAGUAGCACUUUAGCAGACUAGCAAGUGGCCACCAGCAGGAUCCUCACUUUUAGUUGGCUGUUUUAAAGAAGAAAUACAGAGUCAGGAUAGUUGCUGGCUGAUGUGUAAAGCACCAAGCCACCAACUACCUAGCAGUGAAAAAAUAUAUUUCGAGUCUAGAAGAGGAUGAACAUCAACAACAAAGACGAACCCAACACUGCCCCAAAACAUGAUCAGUGGUACAAUUUGAAGCUAGGCUCUACAUUCAAAGAAGAACAUCCUUCCUCCAAGUUCUGUACAUUACGCUAUGAGUUUAAACCUGCUUCAAUUGAUAAAAGCCAGCCAGGAAAGUUGCACAAAACCAAGGAUAAUAGGGUAACAGUUGAGUUUCAGAACAGUCAGCCAGGGAAGCCCAAGGUAAACUUUGAGGGUAGUAGCGAGGACUAUAAAGAAAAUGAUGCUGUUCUAUUCUUUGAUGGUGUGACCUUCCGUUUGGAGAGACUGCACCGGGCAGUCAAGCGAUUGAAACACGUUCGGCUCCCUGGGGAAUCUGCUUCGGCGUCUGGUUCUUUGCCUAUAGUUGCUGAGUCAUGUUCUCCACCUGUUGUUAAAGCACCUACAUUCCAGUCUCAGAAUAGUGUUGUUCGUGCACUACCAAUUGACGUUGAAAGAAUUGAAAUUGGCGACAUCAAAAGCUCAGACAUGAGACUUAAGAGCGAGAAAGUUGCUGAUAAUCCAUCUUCACAAGGCAACCAACCAAACUUGUCACAUGGCCAACCAUCUCCACUGGCCAACCAGCCAAACAUGUCUCCUGAGACGAAGAGCGAUGACUUGGAUGAACAGCUAGAUAUAAUGAACGAUGAUGACGUGGAGGGAGAUAUGGCAGCCAAUGGGGGAGGAGGGGACAUAAUAGUGGAAGAAAUUGAUAUUAAUAAACCACAUCAAAACAAUGUAGAUAAUGAAGAAUUUGCUGAUGUGGAUGGAAGUGAUGAAGAGGAUAAUGGACGCACUGCUGCUCAAGAAGACCUCAGAGUACAACAAACUAAUGGAGCAGGCGGCGGCAGCGAACAUCGCACUUCAAGCUCCAGCAGUAGCAGUGGUAGUGAUAGCAGUGGGAGUAGUUCGAGCAGCAGCAGCAGCAGUAGUAGAAGCGGGAGUGACAGUGGUAGUAGCAGUAGUGACGCUGACAGUUCUGGUGGUGAAGCGGUCAUUUCUAUCUAAGAUUUUUUACUCUCGGGGAUGUUUAAACAAAUUCGUGACAAUGUGCUUUUGAGCAACAUAUUUAUUACCCAAUAUAUUUAAAAGACCCUAAGAGCCGGCUACAUAAACUCGAGCUGAAGUGGCUUUACGCUCAUGGAUUGCCUCUUCAAUGACCCAGAACUGGCUGGUUCGGAGACUUAUCAAACCGGGCUGAAAUAGGGGUGAGUCUGCUCAUAGUGCAUAUUUGGUAGUCAUAAGUUCCUUACUUCUAUUUCUUGUAUUAUUUUAAAAAAUCCUAAAAGUGGUACGUAUGUUUGGUGCAAUACCUUUCCAAGAGUUUUAAAAAAAAAUCGUUUUUUAGAAGCUGCGCUGAGUAGGUUUUGAAAGAAAAAAUGUAGCGUUUAGCAUCAAUCAAUUAGAUAAAAGAUGUUAUGUACUUACGUCAAACAUGUGAAAUUGAGCAAUUAGCUUUUAUUCAAGUGAAGAUUGGAGAGAUGUAUAUGCGGGCAGUUGAC
Molecule: messenger RNA, 2026 nt
Organism: Cuscuta epithymum
Lineage: Eukaryota; Viridiplantae; Streptophyta; Magnoliopsida; Solanales; Convolvulaceae
Source: the annotation of a GenBank genome assembly